This is a messenger RNA of Lontra canadensis (Northern American river otter), 942 nucleotides long. RefSeq names its product olfactory receptor 52E1-like. The transcript has a single exon. Gene Ontology annotation, biological process: G protein-coupled receptor signaling pathway. Gene Ontology annotation, molecular function: G protein-coupled receptor activity; olfactory receptor activity. Lineage: Eukaryota; Metazoa; Chordata; Mammalia; Carnivora; Mustelidae. Gene Ontology annotation, cellular component: membrane. The record is from RefSeq and is a predicted model, not a curated record.
AUGGCCUCACUUAAUACCACCGUAUUUCGUCCCUGCUCUUUCUUCCUUCUGGGGAUCCCUGGUCUGGAACAUAUACAUAUGUGGAUUGGUUUCCCUUUCUUUGCUGUGUACCUGACAGCUGUUCUUGGGAAUAUCAGCAUCCUUUCUGUGAUUGAGACUGAGAGCAGCCUCCACCAGCCCAUGUUCUACUUCCUGGCCAUUCUGUCAUCUAUCGACCUGGGCCUGUCCACAUCCACCAUCCCCAAGAUGCUUGGCAUCUUCUGGUUCAACCUGAGAGAAAUCUCCUUUGAGGGAUGUCUCAUCCAGAUGUUCUUUAUCCACCUCUGCACUGGCAUGGAGUCGGCGGUGCUUGUGGCCAUGGCCUAUGAUCGCUAUGUGGCCAUCUGUAACUCUCUUCGGUAUACACUGGUGUUGACAAACAAGGUGGUAGUCAUCAUUGCAAUGAUAAUCCUACUGAGAACUUUGUCUUUUGCCAUACCCUUUGUUCUACUCAUUCUACGGUUACCAUUUUGUGGACACCAAAUUAUUCCUCACACUUACUGUGAGCACAUGGGCAUUGCCCGCCUGUCCUGUGCCAGCAUCAGGGUCAACAUCAUCUAUGGUUUAUGUGCCAUCUCUAUCCUGGUAUUGGACAUCAUAGCUAUUGUCAUUUCCUAUGUCCAGAUCCUUCGUGCUGUCUUUUGACUGCCUUCCCACGAUGCCCGGCUCAAAGCACUGAGCACCUGCGGCUCUCACGUGUGUGUCAUGUUGGCUUUCUACACUCCUGCAUUUUUUUCAUUUAUGACCCACAGGUUUGGCCGGAAUAUUCCACGCUAUAUCCACAUCCUUUUGGCUAAUUUCUACGUAGUCAUUCCACCUGCUCUGAACCCUGUAAUCUAUGGGGUCAGAACUAAACAGAUUAGAGAACAGGUGCUCAAACUCUUUUCCAAGAAAACAACAUAA